CUCUCGCAAACAUCUGAAUUCCGAGUGGCAACUUGCACACAGUCAACCGCCCAAGACACUUCACAUUUCAGAGGCACUGAAGGAUAUUUUAAACUCCUUUUAAGAUUUUUCGUUACAUAAAAACCUUCGGGCUCCGUGUAACAAUGGAGGCAUAUUUACGGAGCUGUCGUGAUGUGAUUAAGGGUUCUAGUAAGAACAGCCCAGGGCUGCAUGUCGUAAUGGGAAAUGAGGCUUGUGAUGUGGACUCCAUGGUAUCAGCCCUGACCUUCGCCUACUUUCUUUCAAAGAGUCUUGAUUGUAAGAGUGUACCGGUGCCUGUACUCAACAUCCCUCGGGCUGAGUUUCCCUUGCGCUCUGACAGCGUCUUUCUACUGAGAGAAACCGGUCUGUCGCCUGACUACCUGCUUUUCAGGGACGAGGUGGACCUCCACGGCCUGCACAAGAACAAACAGCUAACCCUGACCCUAGUUGACCAUAAUGUUCUUUCCAGUGCUGACAGUGAGCUGGAGGAUGCAGUUGUAGAAGUGAUUGACCAUCGUCACCUACAAAGGCCCUCAUCUCCCUCCUGCUCCAUCACAAUGGAGACCGUGGGCUCUUGUGCCACCUUGGUGACAGAACUCAUUGCCCAAAAAGCACCUGAGAUACUCGACCAACAAGUGGCUCAGCUUUUAUACGGUAGCAUUAUCCUAGACUGUGUUAACAUGGCCCCUGAGGCAGGUAAAGUCACCCCUAAGGACAGCCAGUACGCCAUCUUUUUGGAGAAGCGUUUUCCAAAGCUGCCUCCGAGGGGCGCUCUGUUUCAGUCGCUACAGAAUGCCAAGUUUGACGUGUCAGGCCUCUCCACAGAGCAGAUGCUGUUGAAAGACAUGAAAGCUGCAACCGCUGGGGAUCUGAACUUGGCUGUCAGUGUGAUUUACAUGACACUAGAGGCUUUUCUUCAGAGGCAUGGCCUACAGCAGGACCUCUGUGAGUUCUGCCACAAACACAGCUACAACCUGCUGGUCGCAAUGACAAUUUCUUUCAACGACAACAAGGAGCCCUUCCGACAGCUAGCCGUCUACAGUUCCAGCACUUUCUACAGAGAAGAGAUGAAUAAAGCACUAGAAAAAGCCAAAAACCCCAGUCUGGACCUUAAGCCGAUGAGCAGUCCAUAUCCGGACGUGAAGGCCUAUAUACAGGGUAACACACUGGCGUCCCGUAAGAAAGUAAUGCCCAUAAUCACAGACUUCCUGAAGGAGAGGGAAAGGAAAGUGGCUCAAUGUGGGAACAUGGAAGACCUAGAUCUGGACGAUUAUUCUUAUCAGGACCAGAGUGACUCACAGCAAUGUCCUGAGGACGCGGGGAUUGAGGAUGACGCUCAAUUUCCUCCAACGCCAAUGAACAGUCUGGUUGAGGGUUGUCCAUUGGACAAUGGCCUACCAAAAAUCAGCCCCGAGGUUUUGGUGGAGAAAGUUAGCAAGAUGGCCAGCAUGGAGGACUCGUCUCCUGAGGGACAAUGAUGAAAGACCUGAUGUCCAAAAGAGUCUUGGAUAUGAGCUGGAGAAGUGAAUUCCCUUUGCGUCUUCAAUAGGAUGCGGUGGUGGUGCAUCAGGGCAGGAGAAUGUAAUGGCACUUUUUUGAUCUGGUUAACUCACAAAGGUACGAUACGGUCUGAAGAGACCAUUCUGUUGACUUUCUAAGGACUGAUACAGGAUGAUUCAAAUGGAGAAUUACAUAAGUGCAUCAUAUAUAAGAUGUUUAAAGUUUGGGUGUCAUAAAAAUGACUAAAAUAUCAGGUUUAGCCCAUUUAUUUAUUGGUCUCAGUUGUAUUCAUAUUUGAUCUAAAUUACUCUUUGAUUGAGUAAUUUGUGGCUUUGACUCCCCGCACCUUUUUUUGGUGUGUGGUCCAAUCUAUAUCCAGGUAAACAUGAACUUAAUCAGUUCUAAUAUUGACGAUAUACACCCCGUGCAAGCUCGCGACUGACAAUUGAUAGAAUUAACUAAUUCCAUAUUCAUUUCCAUUAUUAUACAAGCAAUCAUAAGGUGGUAUUUAUCAUAGCUUUUGGUGCCACUUAUAUUCUUUGUAGUAUUAAAGAAGUUAUUUUUAGCCUGUCUGAUGACCACAUUUGUAGCAUGGCAUUGAUACCCGCAUUAAAUUAUUUUGACUUGUUCCUUGAUUUUUUUAAAAGUGAGUGGAAAAGGCAUUUACAGUACACGUACAGUGUUAGCCUAGCAGACAAGAGAAGUUUUAAUCUGAUACUGAUAUACACUGGUUUACUUUUUAGGUGGCCAUAAUUUGUGUUAAGCUUUGAAAGUUAGUUGCAUAUACACAUACAUAAAAAUGUACAAUAUACAUGUAUUAUAAAUAAAUAUUUCACAGUCCUGUCUGCUAGGCUUCCAGUGUGUAAACAAGCAGUUACUGUUAGGAUGAGUCAAAAUGAUGACUCGGCUCACGCAGACUCGCAGAGUACAUCGGAUUAGUACAUCUUGUCAUGAUUCCCCAUUAUUAAUAUCGUAAAAGAGUGAUUGUUGGUAAAUGGAAAGUGAGUGUGACCCCGCUGUGGCCUUUUGCAUGUUAUAGGUGUUAACUGACCUGCUCCUGGUUAGAAUCAGGGCACCUGCAUUUUACUCUUUAUUAAAUUUUACCAUUAACUACCAAAGACCUCAGCUGUAUUUGUGUGCGAGGCAUGUUUAGCAUUUAAUCACUUGAGUUUUAAAAUGUAAAAGUUCAGUAUUUUCUUGAUUUCUGUUGUUCUAUAUUACGUAAUUUAUUUGAUGAUUUAGGUUUUAAAAGUAGGGUUAAAAAAGGUUUAUCAUGAACUGUCCUUUUGAUUUGUUAUAUGGCCUUCAGCUUAUUAACAGUUAUUAGAGAUCACUCACCAUCUGACAUUCAUUAUCAAAAUCUAAAGAUCGCUUUAUACUGGACUAUCAUUUUAAUGAUAUUCAUUAUGUUAGUAAAUACAAAAGCUCAAUCUAAGGUAUUUCAAAGGCCUAAUUGGAGGAAUUUUACUUGACACGUUUAAUUGGACAGUUAUAUAAAUGUUUUUUGUUCAUAGAAGUUAAACUAGUUUAGUCAUGAUUUCACACACACAAAAAUAACCGUUAAACAAAAUAAUCAGUUAAUACUUGAAACAUAGAUGGUUUGUUAGUAUUUUGAGGUGCCGUGUAUCCCGUGUGAAUUUACCCUGACUGUUAGUUUGGUGAGAUUUGACAUGGUGACUGCAGAAGAUUGCUGCAUGCUGCCUCAGGACAAUUAAGCACACUGAAUAAUGCCAAUAUCAUAAUAAUGAUGUAUUCAAUGUUGAUUCAAUGUCAAAUUAUGAAUAUGCUAUGGUUGUGAAGCGGGAUAUUCAAGAAUGCAUUCUAUGUGAAGUAUUUUAUUGCCAUGGCCUUUUUUUAUUUCAAGUAUUCCUGGACUCAAUAUCAAUAAAACAUUUUCAUAUUGUUCCAUA
Pimephales promelas (fathead minnow) is the source of this 3431-nucleotide messenger RNA. It is a transcript of the gene prune1, whose product is annotated as prune exopolyphosphatase 1. Gene Ontology annotation, cellular component: cytoplasm. NCBI's taxonomy places the organism in Eukaryota, Metazoa, Chordata, Actinopteri, Cypriniformes, Leuciscidae. The record is from RefSeq and is a predicted model, not a curated record. Gene Ontology annotation, molecular function: exopolyphosphatase activity.